Messenger RNA from Macrosiphum euphorbiae (potato aphid), 348 nucleotides. The record is from the annotation of a GenBank genome assembly. Lineage: Eukaryota; Metazoa; Arthropoda; Insecta; Hemiptera; Aphididae.
AUGAAGUCACCUGUUCGAAAUGAAAAUACAUCUGAUCCUUUUGAAUUCUUAAUUUUGCGUUCUUACGAUAAUAACCGAUUACAAAAAUUUGUAGAAAUCAAUUUACCAAAAUUAGUAAAUGAUAAAAUAUAUGCUUUUAAUGUUAUUUUAGAAAGCGUAAUGAAUCAUCAAGGAAGAGUAUUUUUUUUAGCUGCUCCGGGUGGUACAGGAAAAACAUUCCUACUUAAUUUGUUGUUGGCUCAAAUUAGAUCCUCAGGUAAAGUUGCAUUAGCAGUAGCUUCAUCUGGUAUAGCAGCAACUCUACUUAGUGGCGGCAGACUGCUCACUCGACUUUCAAGUUACCUUUAA